AUGUUCGAGUAUCACGAUGCUCCUAUAGGAGGACAUCGUGGACGGGAGAAAACAUAUCUCACGGUGAGUCGAGACUUUUACUGGCCCCGCCAGUAUCAGUUUGUGCGCAAGUACGUUCGCGCAUGCGAAGUCUGUCAACGAGUGAAGUCAAGUCCUUCACUGCGUGCACCUUUACAGCCUCUACCGAUUCCGGCUGAGUGCUGGGAAUCCAUCUCAAUGGACUUCGUCUUCGGGUUACCCAAAGACGCACGCGGGAAUACGAGUAUUCUCGUAUUUGUUGACAGAUUCAGCAAAAUGGUACACCUCGUGGCUGUACCAGAGUCAAUCACGGCAAGUGGCUGUGCUUGUGUCUUUAUUGACACCAUCUUCCGACUUCAUGGGUUGCCCCGUGAACUCGUAUCAGAUAGAGAUCCACGCUAUACUGCUGAUUUCUGGCGUUCCGUGCUCAAAUCACUCGGAACGCGCUUGAAGAUGUCGACAUCUGAUCAUCCAGAGUCAGAUGGUCAGACGGAACGUGCCAAUCGUGUCCUCGAAGAGAUACUUCGAGGAUACGUACACUCCUUUAAGAGUUGGAGUGAGUUUUUGCCAACGGUAGAGUUUGCCAUCAACAACUCGGUGCAUGCGUCCACGACACAUACACCGUUUUACGUGAAUGGCUUGCGCCAUCCGCGUGUACCCACCUUACUAGAUUGUAACUCUGGUUUAAGGGGGGGAGGGACUCGCGCGAGCAAAAACCGAUUUGGUUCACGCUCAUCACGCUCUGACGAAGAAGUCAUUGCGUUUGAUGCCGAUAUCGAUAACAUCGAUAUCGAAGAAGAUGAUGCCAGUGAGAGUGCGGAAGCCCUCACUGAAGUAGAUGAUCCCAGUGAGAGUGCGGAAGCCCUCACUGAAGAAAAGAUUGAUGUUGCUGCAGUGCGCUCACAGCACACUGAAGCUAACGAGUCGUCAGAUGAGUUCAUACUGGCUCGUGAAACGGUAGUCCGUUUUGUGCAAGACUCCAUCGCCGAAGCGGUGACUUAG
Molecule: messenger RNA, 1020 nt
Organism: Peronospora matthiolae
Lineage: Eukaryota; Oomycota; Peronosporomycetes; Peronosporales; Peronosporaceae
Source: the annotation of a GenBank genome assembly